Molecule: messenger RNA, 2122 nt
Organism: Belonocnema kinseyi
Lineage: Eukaryota; Metazoa; Arthropoda; Insecta; Hymenoptera; Cynipidae
Product: prolactin-releasing peptide receptor-like
Exons: 4
Coding region: 544-1695 (383 amino acids)
Biological process (GO): G protein-coupled receptor signaling pathway
Cellular component (GO): neuron projection; plasma membrane
Molecular function (GO): neuropeptide binding; neuropeptide Y receptor activity
Source: RefSeq, a predicted model, not a curated record
GAGGCCGCAAACUUCCUCUCGAAAUUCCAUUCUUACGAAACUUUAAAUACACAAUAACGUAGGGUUAAAAAGCUGAUUACAGUUUCAAACUUUAUCUAUUUUUUUCCAUUAGCACGCCUUUCUUCGCAAAGUACUUUUAAAGCCAUUUACCCUAGAUUAGAACUUUGCCUUAAUGGCCCUCACCACUACUCACGAAGCAAAAUAAGAAAACAAGGACAGGAAAAUACUUGAUUAAAACUAAAAGAUGCAAAAACUGAUGAAAAGUUACAAGAUGUCUAGUAGCAAGUGAAUGAAAAGUCGAGGUUUUCAACAGGUGGCCAAGCGGAUCGAUGAUUCACGGAUCCUCCGAAGACUUCAAAGUUCUCGAAAUACCUUUAGCUGAAGAUGCUCUGUAAUAAGAACCUCUUUGAUCAGAAAGCACUCGCAGACUUUCUAUUAAUUUAGAGCAAUUGGUCCUUCGCUUUGAGGAUCAAGAUGAUCCGCCACUGGAUCUUGUUUCCAUCUUUACUGAGCUCCGUCAACUGAAUUUCAUCUGAUCAGAUAAUGAGUAACCAGAUCAUGAGUACUGCGGAAUUACAAGAUGGUUACAAUGCAAGUAUCAACGAAACCGAAGAUUACACAUCGAAACUAGAAGUGCAAAUUGCAUUUUACUUUAUCUAUGCGUCGAUAUUCCUCCUCGGAAUUUGCGGGAAUGCGCUUGUGUGUUUUGUGGUGGCGCGAAAUAAACAGAUGCAUACAGUGACAAAUUUGCUGAUAACAAAUCUAGCUCUGAGUGAUAUUCUCUUGUGUGUUUUGGCAGUGCCCUUUACACCUUUGUACACUUUCAUGGGUGCGUGGGUUUUUGGGUCUACCUUGUGUUGUUUGGUACCAUAUGCCCAGGCAGUGAGUGUUUAUAUCAGUACCUUCACUUUAACCAGUAUAGCGAUUGAUCGAUUUUUGGUGAUCUUGUACCCAUUCCGACCCAGAAUGAAGAUUAAGGCAUGCACAAUUGUGAUUGUGGGAAUUUGGAUUGUGGCUGGGUUGCUCUCUUUGCCAUAUGGAUUGUUCAGGCAGAUGGACAGGAAUGAAACAUUUUGCGAAGAAAAUUUCCCGAGUGAAAGCUUUAGAAGGGCUUAUAGCACGAUUACGACCAUUUUACAAUUUAUUGUACCCUUCUUGCUUAUUACAGUGUGCUACAUUUUCGUGUCGUUUAGACUUAAUUCGCGAAGUAGAAUGAGACCAGGGUGCAACACUAGUCGAAGAGAGGAAGCUGAUAGGGAAAGGAAGAGGAGGACCAAUAGGAUGCUUAUUUCGAUGGUGGCAAUUUUUGGAAUCUCAUGGCUUCCCUUAAACAUUAUCAAUGUCGUGGAGGAUUUCUACUCCAAGGCUAACGACUGGCUACCUUUUAAGUCUUGUUUUUUUCUUGCACACUUCAUUGCCAUGAGCAGCACUUGCUACAAUCCAUUCCUCUAUGCUUGGCUCAAUGAAAACUUCCGAAAGGAAUUCAAACAGGUUCUACCCUGCUUUUCAAGAGGAACGAGUGAUGGCACGUCUCGUAAUACCGAAUGUGGUAGAAGUGAGCGAAUGUAUAACGGUAAUGACACCGUCCAAGAAAGCUUGCUUCCAGUUCCAACAUUAAAGCAGAAUAAUUCGAGUUGUGAGAUGAUUUCCUUAGAGCCCAUAAAUAACGAAGCUUCUAAGGACCAGAAGAAUUAGCUGUCCAGCGAUUUAGAACACCCCUAGAGCGUCUUUCCUUCAACACGAGACUUGCGUAAUUUACAAAAUAGAUUACCUAUCAUUUAAUUUUGGAAUUUGGAGGCCUCGAUUUGUCAACCAAUUCUGAAAUUGAAUGCAGCCAAAAGUGGACGCCUUUGAAAGAGAUGAAUACGAUCAUCCAAAAAGGACAUGAAGCAUCAAAAUUAAACUUCAAGUGAUGUACGCUACUAUAGACAUAAAUUAGAAAUCGAUUUAGUGACUGCCCAAUUCUCAGCACAUGUGCAAACCUUGUAAAAAGCACGGAAAGAGAAAUAGAUUUCAAAUUAUGUAGAAAAUAGGAACAAAAUUGAUAUGUAACCAAAAUUAUCUAGUGAAUUGUAAAAUAAUAGUAAUUUAUAUUCGAGUUUCUUAUUUGUAAAAAUGAAAU